UUUUUGCCUAGUUGUUAUCUUUUGCCCAAAAUAGAUGGUGCAGUGGGUUACAAAAAUGGGAAAUGAGAGCUCUCUAAAGAGGGCAUGCAGUAGUCAGUUCUGCUAAAGGAAAUGGAGGUCCUAUUCUUUGCUUAAGCAAGCAUGAGAUAGAGAGAAUAAAACUCGGGACCUAGCCAUGGAAAAACUAUUUUUCAUUACUACUUGGAAAUCUGGAUGAUACAGUGGUUUGAUUCUUUCUUGAGUUGUCAUCUCUUUCUGCAGAAAAAUCCCCUGUUAUCUCAGCCUUAUGAUUACUAGCUCUUCUUUCCAUGAAGCAAAUGAUAUAUAUGAGUACAAACCUGUCCUUCUGCUUGAGCUGGUAUGCAAUGGCUUUAUUUGUUUUGCUUUUUUUAAUAGACUGCCACAGAACACUGUGAAAUUAUCAUCAGUGGUAAAUACGGGUUCAGAAAAACAUGAUGACUUCAGGGAUUCUAUUGAGACGUUUUUAAAUGGUCUUGAGUGAUGUAAUCAGGUUAAAUACAAGAAGUGAUUUUGCAAAGUGGACAGUAAUGGAGUAUAUGAGCACAGGUAGUGAUUGCAAAGAGGAGAUUGACUUGUUGCUAGCUGAUCUAAAUAUGUCUGAGGUGAUAGCCAUCAUGGAAAACCAUUAUCCAGGUGAAGACAUUGCAGUCUACGAAGACAACUUAAUUACAAUGUGUGAAGAGGCAAAUCAAAACGAUGAACAUGCAGAAUCAUUACUGUUUUGUGAAAGGGAGGUCUCUUUGAUGUCCUCCGUCAAAUACGGGACUGUGGAAGACCUGCUUGCUUUUGCAAAUCAGGUGUCUAACACUGCAAAACAAUUUAAAGGAUGCAGACAACAGGAAUCUGGAAUCCUCUUGAAUAUGAUCACACCCAAGAAUGGGCGCUAUCAAAUUGACUCAGAUGUUCUCCUGUUUCCAUGGAAGUUGACUUACAGGAAUAUUGGUUCUGAUUUUAUUCCUCGGGGAGCUUUUGGGAAAGUGUACUUAGCCCAAGACAGAGAAACCAAGAAACGAAUGGCAUGCAAACUGGUCCCAGUGGAACAGUUCAAACCAUCGGAUGUUGAAAUACAGGCAUGUUUCCGUCAUGAAAACAUUGCUGAAUUAUACGGCGCUAUUUUGUGGGAUGAGACGAUCCAUCUCUUCAUGGAAGCUGGAGAGGGAGGAUCUGUCAUGGAAAAGCUGGAGAGCUGUGGUCCUAUGAGAGAGUUUGAAAUCAUUUGGGUGACAAAGCAUAUUCUGAAAGGACUUGACUUUCUCCACUCAAAGAGGAUUAUCCACCAUGAUAUCAAACCAAGCAACAUUGUCUUUAUGUCAACUAAGGCUGUUUUGGUCGAUUUUGGCCUAAGUGUUCAAAUGACUGAAGACAUUUACUAUCCCAAAGACCUUAGAGGAACAGAGAUUUACAUGAGCCCUGAAGUUAUCCUUUGCAGAGGCCACACAACAAAAGCAGACAUCUACAGCAUGGGAGCUACUAUAAUUCAUAUGCAAACAGGCAUCCCACCCUGGGUGAACAGAUAUCCUCGUUCUGCAUAUCCAUCCUACCUCUAUAUUAUACACAAGCAAGCUCCCCCCUUAGAGGAUAUUGCUGAGGACUGCAGCACUUCCAUGAGAGAAUUGCUAGAAGCAGCGCUGGACAGGAAUCCUAAUCACAGGCUGUCUGCAGCAGACUUACUGAAACACGAAGCCUUACACCCACCCCCAGAAGAGCAGCCGCGGUGCCAGAGCCUGGACUCGGCGUUGUUUGAAAGGAAAAGACUGCUCGCGAGGAAGGAUCUGCAGCUGCCAGAAAAUAUUACAGAUUCCUCAUUGUGUAACGGGAGCAUGGAGGAGUCAGACCUGCUAAAGAGACAAAGAUCACUCUACAUAGACCUUGGAGCUCUAGCUGGUUACUUCAAUAUUGUUAGGGGACCACCAGCCUUAGAAUAUGACUGACUCAGUAACAUUUUGUGUUGAUGGGUCAGAAAUGGACCUCUACCUCUUAAAACUUGAUUUUAAGACUUGAUUUUCCAAUUUGUACAUAAAAUUAUUGCCAUUAUAGGCUGUCAAAUGUGAAUAGUGUUUCAUUGCACAGAUGAUUAAGCUAAACCCUCAGGGGCUCUGAUAAGCUGAUCCCAAGCAGUGAUAUUUGUGUGUCUGCUGAAGAAGAUGGCAAAAGGAGCACUGCUGGGAAUGUCUUAAUCCAGGAUAUCUUCCUGUGCUGGGCCUUGCACUUUUGUAAAACUUAUAAUAUAUGCUUGCACAUAAUGUCAGGAAAAAAUAUAACUGAGCAUGUGGGCUGUAAGAUUCAGUCUCUCUGAGCUGUCCUUAGAGAAAACCUUCCUGCUACCCCUCUCAAAAAAAAAAAAAAAAUAGAAACCCUUUAUUUAAACAGUCAAAGACUGGUUCAGUCUUGUUCUUUUUUUAAGACUUAGUCAGUCUCUAGUCAUUCUUAAUGAAAAUCAGGGCCCCCGUAAGCUGAGCUAAUUUCUAUCAGCUGUCUGUGGAGUUAUCAUCACUUUUUUACAGAUUUAAGAUUAUCACUUGUUUACAGAUAUGUUUUCACUUUGCAUCUUCCCUGGGCAGUGGGAGCUAAGCAGGAAGCUGUCCCCUUCUCUGUGGGUUGAGGGACUCUUUUUCUGGCAGUAUCACUUAGCUUUGGGAUUUGCACAGCAAGUUGCCCCUGACAAAGUAUGACAGUGACUCCAACUCCUUCCUAUGUUACAACUACUGCAAGGGUAUCUAUGAUCAUUUCCAAGUGUAGAUCAAAUGUUAUUCCCUAUUGGUAAUAGUAAGCAGGCUCCAAACUCUUGCUUUUUAAUACUUAAAAAUUGUACACAUGUAUAAUUGCUGUGAGUGCUACGGUUUGGAAAGCAUGUCAUUAGUGACAAGCAGUGUUUAUGUUCCUAUGGAAAUGGAAUUAUAUUGUUCUUGCUGUGCCUCAUACAUUUGAAACAUGAUGUUUUGGAUGAUAGUAAAACUAUGUAAACUGCAUAGUUCUGUACAUCCCAUGGGAUGAGAACGUAAACUUUUAUAAAACUCUUUCUGAUGCUUAGGAUGACUCUUUAUAAGCAUUUGUGUUAAAUGGCAUACUGUGUAUGUUGUACACUGAAUCUUUUCUAAAGCACAGUCUCUUUUUCAUGUCUGUUAUUUAAUGCUGCUCCUCUCUAACACAUGAUCUUAAACAGAUGAUUUCUAGUUUGAUACUGAUAUGGUCAAAUGAAUAAAUCCAGCUCAGUGCCUUGA
This is a messenger RNA of Cyanistes caeruleus (blue tit), 3242 nucleotides long. Lineage: Eukaryota; Metazoa; Chordata; Aves; Passeriformes; Paridae. The record is from RefSeq and is a predicted model, not a curated record.